This is a messenger RNA of Cygnus olor (mute swan), 3294 nucleotides long. It is a transcript of the gene TRIM41, whose product is annotated as tripartite motif containing 41. The annotation marks the transcript as partial. The record is from RefSeq and is a predicted model, not a curated record. The transcript has 6 exons. NCBI's taxonomy places the organism in Eukaryota, Metazoa, Chordata, Aves, Anseriformes, Anatidae. Gene Ontology annotation, molecular function: zinc ion binding; protein binding.
GGGCAGAAGGACCUCAGAGAGCCCCGGGAGGACCGGGGUGGGGGGGGGGGGGGGGGAAGUCUCACGGCCUCCCCCAGGGCGGUGGUGGGCGACGGGGGCACCGGGGGGCGCCUGAACCCGGUGGAGACGCUGCAGGAGGAAGCGAUCUGCGCCAUCUGCUUGGACUACUUCGUGGAGCCCGUGUCCAUCGGGUGCGGGCACAACUUCUGCCGCGUGUGCAUCUCGCAGCUGUGGGGCGGCGAGGCGGAGUACGAGGCGGCCCCCGGGGCGGCGGCGGCGGCGGCGGCAGCGGGCGGCGGAGGGGUCGUGGGGCUGGGCGACGUGCUGGAGGAAGAGCUGGAGGAUGAGGAGGACGAGCUGGACGACGACGAGCUGGAGGUGGAGCAGGAGGAAGAGGAGGAGGAGGAGGAGGAGGAGGAGGAGGACGGCGGCGGCGGCGGCGCCGAGGAGGAGGAGGAGGAGGACAUGUGGAGCGAGGAGGAAGACGACGCCGAGCUGUGGGAAGAGCCCGUGGAGGAGGACAUUUGGGACGGUGGGGUCGGGGGAGAGCUUUAUUUUGGGGACGAGGACUACGACGAGGACGUGAUGGAGGAGGACGUCGAGGAAGAGGAGGAGGUGGAGGAGGAGGAAGAAGAGGUGCAGACCCCUCCGCCCCCGGUUCUGGCCGCCCGGCCCCGGCGCCUGCAGACCUUUACCUGCCCCCAGUGCCGCAAAACCUUUUUCCAGAGGAAUUUUCGGCCCAACCUCCAGCUGGCCAACAUGGUGCAAAUCAUCCGCCAGCUGCACCCGCACCCCCAGCGCCUCGCGCCGCCCGCCGCCGGCCCUUCGGCUUCGGGGGCUGCGGCCGGAGGGCCGGGGGUCCUGGUGGCCGUGGGGGGCCAGGGGCCUCCGAACCUGUGCGAGAAGCACCAGGAACCCCUGAAACUCUUCUGCGAGGUGGACGAGCAGGCCAUCUGCGUGGUGUGCAGGGAGUCGCGGAGCCACAAGCAUCACAGCGUCGUCCCCCUCGAGGAGGUCGUGCAGGAUUAUAAGAACAAACUCCAGAGCCACCUGGAGCCGCUGAAGAAGAAGCUGGACGCGGUCCUGAAGCAGAAAUCAAACGAGGAGGAGAAGAUCGCAGAGCUGAGGGACAAGAUGAAGCUGGAGAUCAAGGAAUUCGAGUCGGACUUCGAGCUGCUGCACCAGUUCCUCAUCGGAGAGCAGGUCCUGCUCCUGCACCAGCUGGAGGAGCGCUACGAGAGCUUGCUGGUCCGCCAGAGCAGCAACAUCAGCCAGCUGGAGGAGCAGAGCGCUGCCCUCAGCCGCCUCAUCGCCGAGGCGGAGGACAAGAGCAAACAGGACGGGCUGCAACUGCUCAAGGACAUCAAAGGCACUUUUAUCAGAUGCGAGAACGUCAAAUUCCAGGAGCCCGAGAUGGUGCCGGUGGACGUGGGGAAGAAAUACCGCAACUACUUCCUGCAGGACGUGGUGAUGAGGAAGAUGGAGAAAGUCUUCAGUAAAGUCCCUCAAGCUGACAUCACCCUGGACCCCGACACCGCCCACCCUCGCCUGAGCCUUUCCCUGGACCGCCGCAGUGUCAAGCUGGGCGAGCGCUGCAAGGACCUGCCGGACAACCCCAAGCGUUUCGAUUCCGAUUACUGCGUCCUGGGCUCCCAGGGUUUCACCGCCGGCCGCCACUACUGGGAGGUCGAAGUCGGGGGCCGGCGAGGCUGGGCGGUGGGGGCGGCCCGCGAAACGGCCCGCCGCAAAGAGAAGGCCGUGGGGCCCCACCAGAAACGGGAGAUCUGGUGCGUGGGCACCAACGGGAAGAAAUACCAAGCGCUGACGGCCACGGAGCAGACGGCCCUGUCGCCCAGCGAGCGGCCCCGGCGCUUCGGCGUCUACCUGGACUACGAACGGGGCCAGCUCUGCUUCUACAACGCCGAGAGCAUGACCCACAUCCACACCUUCAACGCCUCCUUCCACGAGCGCAUCUUCCCUUUCUUCCGCGUCCUGGCCAAGGGCACCCGCAUCAAAAUCUGCGCCUGACGGCCUCCCCUCGCCCUCCCGCCGGCCGCCUCGCCCCGGAUCCGGCCUCCCCCUGGGAUCCGGCCUUGCACACACGGCCGCGCUCCUCUCCUUUCCCCCCCCACCCCCCGCCCCGUCCUUCGGGGCCCUCGGCGGGCUCCGACGCUGCACUUGUUGUCUUGCACCUGCUUGCUCACGAGGCCUCUUUCUUUUCCCCCGUCUGCCCUCCUCGUCCUCGUGCCAGCUCUUUUGCACGGCCUCGCCGCCUUCCCAGCCGGCCGAGCUGCUCCAAAGCUGGUUUCGUUCGGACUCGGGAACAAGUCGCCUCGCUGGGGAGGCCGGGCCGCCGCUUUCCCUUCGUCCUUCGCCACUUGAAGCCUUUCCGGGUGGCCGCGUUAAGCUUUCCGGUGUCCUCUCUUCCCCUUUUUUUUUUGUUUGUUUUUGAAGCCCACGGUCCGGUUUUGAGACGCGGCCUCUUCGGGUGCAGAGCUCGAGCUCCCGGGGGGUCUGGGCGUCGAGGAGCGCCGCCUCUUGGCCUCUCGAGUUCCCGUCGGGGUUGAAAUCAUCUUCCAAAAGGGCCUCGGCUUUUCCCAGAGCUGUGCCAAGGUUUCGGGGAGCCUGGAUUUCUUGGGGCUUCACCUCCUGAACAUCUCCAUCCCCAGCUGGCCUUUGGACCUGGAGUCGAACCCGCUUUACCCGGCGAUGUUUUCCUGUUCUGGCGCUUGCUCGCCUCCCCCUUGCUCUUCUCCCUGCCCCUUGCUGGGGGGGGGGGGGGGGGGGGCCACCAGAUCUCCUCCCCCCCCCCCCCGUUUCCCAUUCCCUUCCCAACCAUUUCUUGGAGGCCUGGCACUUUAUUCAGGGCCGCCUGGGCCAGGGAGGGUGCAAAAAAAUAAAAUACGGGCGGUUUCCUCCGGCCGGAGCGCGGCGCUGCCGGCACAGCCCGGUUCUUUCGGUGCACGCUCCAGGCCCCGGUGGUGGGAACCAGCCUCUCGUUUCCCCUUGCAGCUUGAGAGCUCUCCGAGGUGGGAAAUAUUUAUUUUCUCUUCCCUUUUCUCGGCUGUCGUCGACUUUCCAGCUGAAUCCUGUCCCCCCUCGAGAGACUCUUACCGCACCUGUUGUGUUUUACUUCUUUUCGUUGGUGGAUUGGUAUUAUUAUUAUUAUUAUUUUUUUUUUUUUCUGUUGGCAUUACAGAGCUAGUUCAAAAUAUUUUUGGCUAAAAUGAGAAUUAAAUGGAGAUUUAGUUUUUUGAAAUGUCGAGAAAUAAUAAUAAAGAAUAAGGUUGUAAA